Saccostrea cuccullata (small rock oyster) is the source of this 3277-nucleotide messenger RNA. RefSeq names its product ubiquitin carboxyl-terminal hydrolase 16-like. Gene Ontology annotation, molecular function: cysteine-type deubiquitinase activity; zinc ion binding. The coding region runs from base 129 to 3260 and encodes 1043 amino acids. Gene Ontology annotation, biological process: protein deubiquitination. The record is from RefSeq and is a predicted model, not a curated record. NCBI's taxonomy places the organism in Eukaryota, Metazoa, Mollusca, Bivalvia, Ostreida, Ostreidae. The transcript has 20 exons.
CUCAUCGCCAUUUUCUUUCGAAGAAAAGGAUGUUCGAUGUAAAUCCGAUUACGUAGGCAAAUCAGCCUCCUGUUAUCUAUCUGAAAUAAAUUCUUCAAAGGAUUUAGAAUUUGACCAAAUCUGGCUCAAUGAGAGUGUUAGAGUCUGGAGCAGCCCCGUCGUACAACAUGGGAAAGAAUAAAAAGCACAAACUUCGUAAAACCAAAGAGGUGUCGGACUCUUCAGAUGAUGCUUUAGGAGUGCCACGCUGUAAUCACAUUAACAUGGCGGUAAAUGUGGCAGCCAUGAAAAAAGGAUUAAUGAAACAAGUGUAUGGAGAGUGUGCUUCUUGUACCAAUGAAACAACUCGUAAAACCACGACAGAAGGGGAGACAGGCCAGGAGGCUGAGGCGAGCCCUGCCCUGGACGUAGAACCAACUCUGUGGGUGUGUCUACAGUGCGGAAAUCAGGGAUGUGAUCGUAAUUCUCGAGAGAAGCAUGCAUUGAAGCAUUACGAGACGCCAAGGUCUAGCUGUCAUUGUUUAGUUAUCAACACCACCUCGUGGACUACAUGGUGUUACAAGUGUGAUGAUGAAGUUCCUAUAGAGCAGAGUAAGAGGCUACAGGAGAGCAUAGAUAUUAUAAGGAAGCAAGCAGGACUGCCACAGACUGAUAUAGGUCGUAAACCAAGUCAGACUGGGAGCUCAGUUGGAGUCAUUGAGCAGUCCUCCAAAUCCUCCACUCUGACCCCAAGAUCAUCAGGAGUGUGUUCUAAGGUCAAGGUUAGUAAAAGAGAAAUCUGUAGUUACAGGUUUAGUUUACCCAAUGCUGCAGAAAUAAAUUUGACUCAGACACCUUGCUUGGAAUCAGUGGUAGUAGAUAAGAGUAAAAAGGGCCGCUUGUGUACCCUCACUUGUAAACGGGAUAGUGACCUAGAUUCUAGCUCAGGGUCAGAUGACAGUGAUGAUGAGAUAAUACCGGACCUUGCUCCUAUAGAAAUAUCAUUACCAGAAGCUGGUCCCUUGACGCAGACCAUGAUAGCUUUUCUACAGGAGAUGAACAAUUCCUCUGGCCGUUCUAGCACUGUUAAUCCUAUUCCAUUGUUUAGUCAGAUAUGCAAAAAAGCCCAACGAUUUCGUGGUUUUCAGCAGCAGGACAGUCAUGAACUUCUGCGAUACCUGUUGGAUAACAUGAGGAUGGAAGAAAUCAAGAGGGGACAAUCUGGGAUAUUAAAGCACUUCAAAUUGCCAGAGAAUGUCAACCCAAAGAAAGUGGACGAUGAAAUGAAAAUCAAAAUCAAAGAAUACGGUCGCCAAGUGAAAUACACCUUUGUGGAUUCUUUGUUUGGGGGAUACCUGAUGAGUACAGUUACGUGUGAGGAAUGUAAAAAUAUCUCCCAGAUAUUUGAGCCCUUUCUGGACCUGUCCUUGCCGGUGACCGAGGAGAAACCCCAGAGACCCAAUCAGAUGUUGGGAGGACGUAAAAAGGACAGUUUAGAACACCAAGAGGACACGGUUAUAGACCACACAGACAGACCAAGUAAACACAUGGAGAGGAAGCUAAAGAAACAGGCUAAAAAGGAGGCCAAGAGGAAAGCUAAACAGACCAAAAAUCUCCUGUCCCCAUCUGAUGACCCGAGUCUGCCAAAAAAUGAAGCGGAGGGUGACCAGGAGGAGGUGGAAAAAGAGGAGGACGGAGGUUCUAAAGACCCAGAGGAGGAGUCUAGCAGUAGAGAGGACCCCUCAGAUGCUGACAUAGAAGACAAUCUGGAGAGUGAUACCUCAAGAUGUUUUAGUAAACUCAGUUUAGAAAACUCUUUAGCUGAGCCCUCACACUCAUCUCAGGAAAAACCAGAGGUGGAUCAAGUAAGUAUCCGAGGGGUGGACAGUGGUACCUCAAGCAGCAAUACUGAUACACUUACCUCGGGAACUAGCACCUCAACACUCAAACAGGAAGACUCCUCAAUAGGGAACGAGGGAGGAUUAGCUAGUAUAGCAUCAGCGACUCAGUGCUCCAGUAGUGACCACAAAACUCAAGACAACGGCAGAGAACCUACAUUUAAUGGUCAAACAGAAAACCCUGUAUUUGAUAGUGAAUGUGUAUCUCAUGAAAGUGCACUUUCUAAUUGCCAAGAAAAUGGUGGACUGGAAAAUGACAUAGAAUGUGACAAUGAUAUAGACAGUUGCUGUAAAUUAGAUUCCGAAUGUAACAUUGGUAUUCCCAAAAUAAACCACAUAGUUAGUAACGGUAUUGGAGAAAGUGAUGAUUGUGGAAGGACUACCAGUGAAAGUGUGGAAAUGCAGACGGGGUCAAAUCAGGUCAAGGACGAGGUCAAGGUGAACGGAGAACCUAUGCAUUCCCACUCCAGGAACAGUAGUACAAAUAGUGAAGUGACUGCAAAGUUAGGAAACUUAAUUCUAGAAGAUUCAUCUUUAGUCAAUAGUGUUGAGUACCAUCAAGGAGAGAAUGGCAUAGUAGAUUUACAGACUGGUGGAUCUAAUUGUGAGAAAAUAGGUGUUAGCACUCCACCUCCACAUCAUUCCAAAAGUGUGAAAGAGAUAAAGAGGGAAGCAUUGGUCAGGUCAAAGGUCACCCUCGGGUCAAGGUAUCACCCCAGUUCCAGGGAGUGUACGAUAAUGACAUGUUUACACCAGUUCACCUCCGCAGAGCUGCUCACUGGCAACAAUAAGUUUGGAUGUGCUAAGUGUACGCAGACGAAAUACCGGCACAGUCAAAGUCUCAACAAAGAUAAAAAAGAAAAAGUAUAUUCAAAUGCAGCAAAGCAGUACUUGAUAUACACUCCACCAGCUGUGCUUACCUUACAUCUUAAACGAUUUGAGCAGGUGGGUUUUAGUUCUCGUAAGGUGAACCGGCAUGUAGAUUUCCCAUUUGUUCUGGAUCUAGCCCCUUACUGCAGUUCACUGUGCCAGGGAGUUAGACCAGGACAGAAGAAAAUUCUCUAUGCCUUGUAUGGAGUAGUGGAACACAGUGGUCGUCUGAACGCCGGACAUUACACAGCUUACGUCAAAGUCCGACCCAACAUUGGUAUUACGGGAGACUUUAUCAACUCGGGGGCACCCUCUAUCAAUGACUGUAUCAAACGCUACCCAGAGCAGCAGAACAGCACCGCCAGUCUGGAGGAACAGGAGGAGAGCUUGGUGGACCGCCUGGUACCACCCGGCAGGUGGUACCACAUCAGUGAUAGUCGUGUGAGCGAGACCACCGAGUCUACAGUACAGAGAGCCCAGGCCUAUCUCUUGUUUUAUGAACGAAUUUAUUAAUGAUUGUUCAAAGUUAG